CGAGAAAUAGUGGCGAAAAGAAGGAAAAGAUAGAUCUGUUCCGAGUCCAUCUGUCGAUGAUAUCGAUUGCACGAUCGCAAAAUUAUAGACAGCGACGAAGCGUGGGUAAAAUUGGCGGAAAAAGAGGUAAUCGUUUGGUUGAUGAUUUUUCGUAAUCCGAGGGAAACGGAGUUACGUGAUUGGACGAAGAUUCGUAAUCGGCGCGUAAUCGGCGGGUUUUCGUUACGCGAGACAUAGAGAAACCGACGAGCGUACAAGUUACGUAUCGUAUCGCAAUGGGGGACGGGUAUUUAAGCAUUUUCUCCUCGAUCCGUGUAACAGCUUCGAGAUUAGCGAGUCAAAGAGAGAGCAGGGUCAUCGUGACAACACGUGUUAUCAGUGCACUGCAAAUAGAAGAAACUGCCGGUCCGUAAAUAACACUGGGACAGUCAGUUAACCUCGAAUGGACUCGGAGAAGCGGUGGAGUUUCGAGAUGUUACUUUCGAGUGUUUGGUUCGAAGUAAUCGCGGCAGCCCUAUUGACGAUAUUGAUCUUCGCUACUAGCCAUCGGCCAGCUUGGUGGUUCUGGACCGGGGCAUCUCACAAAACCAGCGCCCCGGUCGAGGAGAAGCACGAUAGAAAGUUUGAAACGGUGUCCAACGUGCCAGGACCGUAUCCUUUACCGAUUCUUGGAACCAGGUGGAUAUUCUCCUGCAUCGGUUACUAUAAACUCAACAAGAUUCACGACGCUUACAAAGAUUUGAACCAACGAUACGGAGCGUUGUGUAAAGAAGAAGCAUUAUGGAACUUUCCCGUGAUCUCUGUGUUCUCCCGUCAGGAUAUCGAAGCUAUCCUUCGACGGAACUGCAAGUAUCCGCUUCGUCCUCCGCAAGAGGUGAUAUCCUACUAUCGGCAAACACGGCACGAUCGUUACACGAACCUCGGUUUGGUGAACGAACAGGGACAAACGUGGCACGAUCUUCGGACAGCUCUUACGUCAGAACUGACGGGGGCCAGUACCGUCCUUGGCUUCUUCCCGGCUCUGAAUGUCGUCGCAGAUUCGUUCAUCGAGUUGAUUCGUCGACGAAGAACGGGAUAUAAAGUGACAGGUUUCGAGGAGCUUGCCUACAAGAUGGGACUCGAGAGUACCUGUACUUUGAUCUUGGGUCGACACUUGGGUUUCCUAAAGCCAGAUUCCAGCAGCGAGCUCGCUGUGAGAUUAGCGGAAGCCGUCAGGGUACACUUUACGGCCUCGCGGGACGCCUUUUACGGGUUGCCGCUUUGGAAAUUAUUACCAACCUCCGCGUACAAACAACUGAUAGAGAGCGAGGACGCCAUAUACAAUAUCAUUUCGGAGAUCGUCGAAGCCACGAUAUUGGAGAAACGAGACGAUGCUAGGGACGAAUCGGUCGAGGCUGUACUUCAAUCCAUUUUAAAACAAAAGCAUCUCGAUAUACGCGACAAGAAGGCGGCUAUCGUUGAUUUUAUAGCUGCCGGUAUACACACGCUAGGAAACACUUUGGUGUUUCUCUUUCACUUGAUCGGCCGUAAUCCAAGCGUACAGGCCAAACUUUACGAAGAAACCUACUCGUUGGCUCCGGCUGGUUGUGAUUUGACUAUAGAUAAUUUGCGACAAGCCAAAUAUUUGCGCGCCUGUAUCACCGAAUCUUUCCGAAUGAUCCCAACCACCACUUGUAUAGCUCGAAUUUUGGACGAACCCAUCGAACUCAGUGGUUAUCGCUUCACCGCGGGAACCACGGUCCUUUUACACACUUGGAUAGCAGGUUUGAACGAAAAGAAUUUCAAGAAUGCCGGAAAGUAUUUGCCCGAGAGAUGGUUGACGCCUGUCAGUCCUCAUUCUCCAUUAUUAGUGGCGCCAUUUGGAGCUGGAAGGAGAAUAUGCCCGGGCAAACGGUUCGUGGAACUCGCGCUACAGCUCAUUUUGGCAAAGGUCUGUUUUCCCUCUACGAUACAUCCCAAAACACGUGUAUCGCGUCUUUAUAGGCUUAACUGUUCUUCCACAGAUCGUACGGGAGUUCGAGAUCAUCGUGGACGAAGAACUCGAUUUGCAAUUUGAAUUUAUCCUCGCACCGAAGGGUCCGGUACUUCUUGGUUUUCGUGAUCGUUCUUAGGAAACCUAACGAACCGGACAUUUGUCUGCACCAUUAUUCAAGUCCAUUUAUAGCCUUCAUCCUUUCGUUGCCGAUCGUUGUUUCAUCUCCGUAGCCCGUUCGUAAAAUAAUUUACUCGUUGCGUGUAAUUUCUGUUUGUUUCAUUUGCAAUACUCAUCGUUGUUGUAAGCACUAUACGG
Eufriesea mexicana is the source of this 2290-nucleotide messenger RNA. It is a transcript of the gene shd, whose product is annotated as cytochrome P450 family 24 subfamily A member shade. Lineage: Eukaryota; Metazoa; Arthropoda; Insecta; Hymenoptera; Apidae. Gene Ontology annotation, molecular function: oxidoreductase activity, acting on paired donors, with incorporation or reduction of molecular oxygen; monooxygenase activity; heme binding. Bases 443 to 2056 code for a protein of 537 amino acids. The transcript has 10 exons. The record is from RefSeq and is a predicted model, not a curated record.